UUGCCACAGAAAGCGUGGAAAACGUGUUUACUGAUUGCGGUGUAGAAUUUAACAGUAGAAAGCCUCGUUUCCACGCUCUGUGCCAAUGGAUAUCGUCAAAGAAGUGCUGGAAAAGCAGCAGCAAGAGCAGCAAAAAUACAAACCAAUCACAGUAGUGAAACCAUUGGAUGCAACAGUUGAUAUCGGCCAUUUGUUGGUGACCGAUCCGAACUACUUCGACGAUGAACAACUGAGAGCUGAUCGGGAAAAGUAUGUGCUUGAUUUAACCCGUGACAAUGUGCAGCUGCUCAUCAACAGUGUCUGGGAACUGCCGACCGAGCGCGUGCAAGAAUCGAUAGUAGCGAAACUGCCUGCACCUAAAGCAGUGCUACCACGCGCCAGAAAACUACCUGUACCGAAACCACUGACCAAAUGGGAGGAAUUCGCCAAACUGAAAGGCAUCAAGAAACGGGUGCGCGACAAGAAGGUGUACGAUGAAGUGCUGGACAAAUGGGUGCCCACGUACGGCUACCAGCGGUACAAGGCCGAAAAGGAAAAGGACUGGGUGUUGGAGGUACCACACAACGAUCCCAACCGGGACAUGUUCAAAGAGAAGCGCGAUCUGCGCAUCGAACGUGUGGCAAAGAACGAGGUGGCGCGUAUGCGAAACAUUGCCCGUGCAAAGAAGAUCGCCAUCCCGCGCACCGGUUUCGUUGGACCGGAAUCUGCAUCCUCGAAACAGCUUAUCACUGCUUCCAACAUUACGAAAGCAUCGACGGCCUCCGUGGGGGUGUUCCAAGAUUCUCUACCGAAGGAAAAGAAGGCUCGUGGCAUUGGCGUGAAGGAACUGAUGCCUGGUGAGAAGCGCAAGAAAAAACCAGUCUCACUGGCCGGCGAGAAGCGACGUAACCUGGAGAUCGUAUCGAAGGUUCUAAACAAAAAGCCCAAGAUCGACAUUGAUCGCGCUAUUUCGAUACAAAAGGCAGAGGCUCGGGCCGAACGCGAAGCUGCUAUGGACGAAAAUGGAAACGAUGGUAAAAAGAAGAAAAAGCAAGGCAAAAAGGCGAAAGGAUUCGGCAGAAAGAAGCCGAAGGGUGGCCAAGGAAAACGCAAUCCCAGUAAGCGCGCAGUUGGCCGUAAACGCCGUUAGGGUUAGUGAUAGGUUUUGUCAUACCAUAAUCCAACAUGAAAAAAAUUAUACGUUUAUAUUUACGCCUAACAAAGAAGCGCAUAGUGGGUAUUU
Messenger RNA from Anopheles coustani, 1222 nucleotides. Its product is annotated as ribosome biogenesis regulatory protein homolog. Gene Ontology annotation, biological process: ribosome biogenesis; ribosomal large subunit export from nucleus; ribosomal large subunit biogenesis. Gene Ontology annotation, molecular function: protein binding. The transcript is spliced from 4 exons. Gene Ontology annotation, cellular component: nucleolus; preribosome, large subunit precursor; nucleus. The record is from RefSeq and is a predicted model, not a curated record. Bases 86 to 1129 code for a protein of 347 amino acids. Lineage: Eukaryota; Metazoa; Arthropoda; Insecta; Diptera; Culicidae.